Molecule: messenger RNA, 2288 nt
Organism: Cynara cardunculus var. scolymus (artichoke)
Lineage: Eukaryota; Viridiplantae; Streptophyta; Magnoliopsida; Asterales; Asteraceae
Product: receptor-like protein 4
Exons: 9
Coding region: 23-1897 (624 amino acids)
Molecular function (GO): protein binding
Source: RefSeq, a predicted model, not a curated record
AGCCACCGUUCUCCGCCGCACCAUGUCUCUGGCGAACUCCCUCCUCCUCCUCCUCUCCCUCAUCUUAUCCCUUUCUUUCUCCUUCUCCUUCCCCUUCGACACGGCUUACCACAUAGAUUGCGGCAGCUCCACCACCACCACCGAUAAGUUCAACACAACUUGGCUAUCUGACCGCUACUACACCGCCGGUUCUAAUGGUCUCGUCUCUGAACCGCUCGAAUUCCAGUCGUUCCAUGAGAAGACGCUCCGUUACUUCCCUAUCUCCUCCGGUAAGAAAAACUGCUACAUUUUCCCGGAGCUUCCUCCCGGGAGAUACUAUCUUCGGACUUUCACAGUCUAUGAUAACUAUGAUGGCAAGUCUCAUUCUCCGAGUUUUGAGCUCUCCGUCGAGGGAACUUUGGUAUUUUCUUGGCGGUCGCCGUGGGAAGAAGACAUCAGUCGUUUCGGUGCUUACUCGGAUCUUAUGUUUUUUACUUCCGAUGGUGAUGCCGAUGUGUGCUUUUACAGCAUUGCUACCGAUCCUCCUGUCAUCGGUUCGCUCGAGCUUAUCCAGAUCGAUCCGGCUUCAUAUGACCCCGUUUUGACCGGUAACGACUCUUCGAUUCUCGUGAAUUAUGGCCGGUUGACUUGUGGUUCGAGUCAAUGGGGGCCAGGGUUCAGCAACGAUACUGACGUUUUCAACCGCGCUUGGCAAUCUGACGCUAAAUUCCGAUCAUCGAACACCGUAGGGAUUAAAUCUGUUACGGCGGUGAGAAAUGUGAUCAAUACGGGUACCAGUCCUAACUAUUUUCCAGCCAAGUUAUACGAAUCCGCGGUGACCUUGACCGGAAAAGGAAACUUAGAAUAUGAAUUGCCGGUGGAUGCGAAGCAGGAUUAUCUUGUAUGGCUUCACUUCGCGGAGAUUGAUGUGAGUGUGAAUGCAAAGGGGAAAAGAGUGUUUGAUGUUAUUAUAAACGAUGAAAAUGUUACCAGAAUCGAUAUAUUCAAGGAAGUUGGGGGUUUUGCUGCGUAUAGUUAUCAUUAUGUAGCUAAGAAUUUGAGUAAUACACCAUUGACUGUGAUGCUUGUUGCUGUUGUUGGAUCGCCUCUUAUUUGUGGGCUUGAGAAUUAUGCCAUUGUUCCAGCCGAUAUCAUGACUGUGCCUGAGCAAGCUGCUGCUAUGCAAGCAUUAAAGGAGACAUUACGUGUUCCUGAAAGAAUGGGUUGGAAUGGUGAUCCUUGUGCUCCUACUACUUGGGAUGCUUGGGAAGGUGUUACAUGCCAUCUCAACAAGGAUGAAUCUGCUCUUGUGAUCUUUCAGAUAGAUCUUGGGAGCCAAGGUUUGAAAGGCUAUAUUAGUGAUAAAAUUGAUCAUCUGACUAACUUGGUAAGCUUGAACUUAAGUUCUAACUCUUUAGGAGGUACUCUACCUGCUGGGUUGGGGCAAAAUUCUCUUAAGAAACUGGAUUUAUCGGACAAUCAGAUUUCUGGGUCCAUACCCGAUAGUUUAACUUCUUCAAAUCUACAGCUUGUGCUCUUGAAUGGUAACAAACUGGAAGGGCAAGUGCCAGAAGAGCUAUACUCAGUUGGUGUCCAUGGCGGAGCUAUUGACCUUUCUGGUAACAAAGGCCUGUGUGGUGUACCUUCUUUGCCAGAUUGUCCUUUGUUCUGGAAAAAUGGAGGCCUAUCGAACGGUGGUAAAAUUGCAGUAGGGAUAUCAUGCGGUGUUGUCUUUUUAUUUGUGUUGGUGAUAGUAUAUAUUUGCAUCAGGAGACGGCGGAAUGACUAUGACUUUGGUCUACCUCAGGAGUUGAUGUCUCUUGCUGCCAAGAGGAACAAGUACCAGAGACAAAAAUCCUUGAUGGCUCUUGAAAUGGAAAGCCAACAUGCGAAAGGGUUCAUACCAAGUUACACUUAAAACUAACUCUAUUGUUGUCUUGAGUUCUAGAUACACCUUUAGUUCAACACGAUGGUGCAGAGCAUGUGGAUUUGUUCGUACAAAAGUGCACACGCAAACCUACAUCUUUCCUGAAUAGCACGGAUGCAAAUCUUGGCGACAAUUUGCACCAGGUUCUGGGAUAACUUAUAAAGUUUAAACCAACUGUCAAUAGAAUGUGCAAUGUACCAUCUACCUUUGUUUUAUUUAUUUUCAUAUAAAUAUGAUAGGCGAUUUGCCAAAUGCCACUCGUGUAUCAUCGAUCAAUUUUCGGCAUUUGUUGAAUGUAGAUUUAAAACUCAAAAUUGUUGAAUCCCAUAUACACAUAUAGCAACACUUACGGUCUCGUGCAAUGUGGUGUGGUUACAAUGAA